Messenger RNA from Tetrahymena thermophila SB210, 1461 nucleotides. Its product is annotated as LETM1-like protein. Gene Ontology annotation, biological process: intracellular monoatomic cation homeostasis. Gene Ontology annotation, cellular component: mitochondrial inner membrane. NCBI's taxonomy places the organism in Eukaryota, Ciliophora, Oligohymenophorea, Hymenostomatida, Tetrahymenidae. Gene Ontology annotation, molecular function: ribosome binding. The transcript is spliced from 2 exons. The record is from RefSeq and is a predicted model, not a curated record.
AUGAAUCAUCUAUCCCAUUUUCUUAAACAAAGCUAUGCAACUUAGAAGAUGUUUAAUACACCUGUCUUUAUGAGCAGUAUUUAGAUUCUUCAAAACAAAAUGAGAAACUCCACUUGGUUUAACUCUAUUUUCUCUCAUUCAUUUUUCAAGAAGCCAGUCGAAAAAGAUGUAAAGAGCUUUUCUCAAUUACAAAUUUAGCAAUUAAGCAAGCAAGGUCUUGAACUCAUCCGUAGUUCAAACUCUUCUAACUUGAACAGCGUCCUUUUAGGUGAUAUCCCUUCAUCAACUCAACUCAGCUUUAAUAGCGAAAGCUUGAAUAGCAUGUAGAACAAGCAGAAUUUAAUAAAGCUAGCGAGUAGAAAUAAUUCAACAGUAAAGCAUUUCCUAAAGCAAUAGUAAAACAGCAGCAUCAGUAGUAAUAAAUAACUCUAACAGCAAUUAUAGUAUAAUGUCAUUUCGACUAAGGAAUUCCAUGAACAAAAAAAGAACUACACAAAGAUUAAAGCUUUUGUGAAAGAAUUCGUUCUCCUGUUAAAGGUAGGUACUAUAGACACUUAUACAGAUUCUAAGUGGUUCUUCAACCUUUUAAUGAAAAAGAAAAAAACUUAAAUGACUGGCUAUGAAGUACGUUAAAGUAUGAGAAUUCGCUCUGAUUUGUUUAAAAUUAUUCCUUUCUCGUUUUUCGUUAUUGUUCCUGCUGCUGAAUUAUUGCUUCCUGUAUACUUGCUCCUCUUCCCCAACGCUAUGCCCUCUUAAUAUACAUUCGAUUACGCCUACGAUUAAUACAUCCAAUCUUUGGAAGAUAACUAAGCCUCAGCCCAUGAGUAAUUAGCAUAUAAACUAAAAAAUCACUUGAUGGAAAAGUGCAAUGUCAGUGUUGAUCAAUUCCUCCAUAGCGACACCUACAAGCUAGCUUUCUUUAAAAACUACAAAAAUUUCGAAUAAGAGAAUCUUGAUUUUAACAAAUUUUCAUCUGAUGAAUUGAUCACUGUUUGCAAAUUCCUUGGUAUGGAAAUGAUUACUGGUACUUACAUUAUUUCAAAAAUUGCUAAUAUUCUCAUCAACACUCCAAUUUGGUUUGCUAAUUUAGGCUGCAAGCUUUUGAAAAAAGAAAAGAAAUUUGGCUAUAGUAAAUUCUCAAUUGAUCUUAACUUUGGUCCAUUUGAAGUUUUAAAACGUUAACUUCUCCUUGUAUAAAUCAAACGCCAUCUUCAAUUAUUAAGACUAUAAGAUCAAGCAUUCUUCAAGAUGGGUUUCCAUGAUAUUGUUGGUCACAGAAUCACUGAUUUUGCCAGAGAAAGAGGUAUUACAACAAUUUCAUGUUACGAAACAUUGAAAGCCGUUAUAGCUAAUGAGUGGGUAAAUGUAAAUAUAAAUCGUAAAUUCAAUGAUAAUGCAAUGAUUUGGUAUGCUAUCAUGCAAUACGACUUCCUUAGAAACGCUAACAAUGAUAUGAAUUGA